Drosophila arizonae is the source of this 1560-nucleotide messenger RNA. RefSeq names its product Ribosomal protein S6 kinase (gene S6k). NCBI's taxonomy places the organism in Eukaryota, Metazoa, Arthropoda, Insecta, Diptera, Drosophilidae. Gene Ontology annotation, molecular function: protein serine/threonine kinase activity; ATP binding. Gene Ontology annotation, biological process: signal transduction; protein phosphorylation. The record is from RefSeq and is a predicted model, not a curated record.
AUGGCGGACGUAAGCGACACAAGUGAACUCUUCGAUCUCGAGCUGCACGAGGAUGAAAAAGCGCGAGACUCGGACGACGACAGGAUCGAGCUAGAUGAUGUCGAUCUAGAACCGGAAUUGAGCAUAAACCUACACCAAGACAAUGAAGGCCAGGAAACCAUACAGCUCUCCGAGGAGAAUGUCAAUCCAGGCAAAAUUAAAUUGGGCCCGAAGGAUUUCGAGCUGAAGAAAGUGCUGGGCAAAGGUGGCUACGGCAAAGUAUUUCAGGUGCGCAAGACCGCUGGACGUGAUGCUAACAAAUAUUUUGCCAUGAAGGUGCUGAAAAAGGCAUCCAUUGUGACCAAUCAAAAGGAUACGGCGCACACACGAGCCGAGCGCAACAUACUCGAGGCAGUCAAGCAUCCGUUUAUCGUGGAAUUGGUAUAUGCCUUUCAAACAGACGGCAAAUUGUAUCUGAUACUCGAGUAUUUGAGUGGCGGGGAAUUGUUUAUGCAUUUGGAACGCGAGGGCAUCUUUCUGGAGGACACCACAUGUUUUUAUUUGAGUGAAAUCAUCUUGGCUUUGGGCCAUUUACACAAUCUGGGCAUCAUUUAUCGAGACUUGAAGCCAGAGAACAUUUUGUUGGACGCACAGGGACACGUAAAGCUAACAGAUUUUGGCCUGUGCAAGGAGCACAUACAAGAGGGUAUUGUCACCCACACCUUCUGCGGCACAAUUGAGUACAUGGCACCCGAAAUUUUGACCAGAAGUGGCCAUGGCAAAGCCGUCGAUUGGUGGUCCCUGGGCGCACUAAUGUAUGAUAUGCUCACGGGCGUGCCACCGUUUACCGCCGAUAACCGCAAGAAAACCAUUGAGACCAUACUUAAAGCCAAGCUUAAUCUGCCAGCCUACCUCACACCCGAAGCCAGAGAUCUGGUUCGACGCCUGAUGAAGCGUCAGGAGCCGCAACGUCUCGGCAGUGGACCUGAGGAUGCUGCAGCAGUGCAGUCACAUCCAUUCUUCAAGCAUGUCAACUGGAACGAUGUAUUGGCCCGCCGUCUAGAGCCACCAAUAAAGCCGCUGCUGCGAAGUGAGGAUGAUGUCUCCCAAUUUGAUACAAGAUUCACACGACAAGUUCCCGUGGACUCACCGGAUGAUACAACGCUCAGCGAAAGUGUCAAUUUAAUUUUUCAAGGUUUCACCUACGUUGCGCCAUCGAUACUGGAGGAUAUGCAUCGGGCUAAUCGCAUGCCGGCGCGCUCACCAAGACGCAUGCUUCGACAGCACCAGCAUCCAGACAAUAGCUUUCGGCUACAGUUCCCGUCCGCCAAUGCGAAUGUAGCUCCCAAUGUGCCGGCGAUGCAGCGAUCAACGAUAUAUGCACGAGCCGCCCCACCUCCAUAUCAGCACCAGCAGCCGCAUCCGCAUCAUAUGCAAACAUUCGCGCCACGCCCGUCGCCAGCGCAGGACGAGAUGAUGGAUGUGCAGCAGGGACUGCCAAUGGUCUAAAGGUUACUACUACAUUGACGUACAGAUCAUGAGGAGGCGGAUGAGAAGGACGAGCGGAAAUUGUUUUUGUUA